CGCCGGUGAGGGCGGCUGUCUUGGAGGCAGAGGAAGCCCGAGAAGCCAGAGGCGGCGGCCUGCAGAGCUACAACCCACCCACCUCCGAAAUAGCCGGAUUUUGGGACCAGGAGCCGCCUGGGGGGUGGGAGGAGUCGGGCCCGGUCUUUAUUUAGUUUUGCGGGGGAGGAGGAGAGGGGUCUGGGGAGCCCCCAGCCUAGUCAAGAGGUGGGGGCGAGGAUCCCCCCCCCCAAUAUUUAUCAUAGUCAUGAGACCAGAACUUGAGGGCGAGGAUGUGAGUGGGACGUGAGGAGGCACCUCUGAGGGGGGUUGCGCCCCCCCCCCCAUUUCCCCCCUUUGUCCCCAGUUCCAAAAAGGCCUUCGGGGACACCCCCACAAAGUGUCUCGUGCCUUGCUUUGAUCCCCUAAGAGGUCAGCUAGUCGAGGCUGUUAGAUUCCCCCCCCUUUAAGGGGUCUUCCCGCCUCUGCCCCCCUCUUCUGUACUCAGGGUCAGCGCUCCAGCUUCAAGGGGUGCGUUUCUGCCCCCCCCUGUGGAGGUGUCUUAAUACCCCGCCCCAUUUGCAACCGUCUUUAAUGCCCCCUGCUCUGUCUGCAACAUUGUAUUGCAACACCCCCCCCAUCCCCACCUUAGUCCCCCUUUCUGACUCUCACUGAGAAGGAUAAUCGCUUUUAUUCUUUGCAAACGCUGUAUUAUUUGAACCCCCCCUUUCCCUUAACGCUGUCCCCUUCCUGGGGUGGCUUUGUUGCAUAUAAAGGGACUUGGCGUAGCAGCCCAUCUACCUUUUGAAGAUGCCCCUCCCUUGAAACUCUUCACCCCCUGGGAAAGGUGCUAUAGCCCCCUGCCCUUCACCCGCCCGCCCCCCUGUCAAUGUUAGGUAGCCUUAAAAAUCCCCAUGUACCGCCAUUGCCUGGUGACUUCCUUUAUCGCAAGCCUUUUGCCUUUAAUAAUAAUAAUAGCAGCAAUUGCUGUUGUUGUUGAUAAAGCCCAGAGAGGGACUCUUCACGACCCCUCUCUUCUGCAGCUAGCUCUCCGCCCCUCCCUUUCCCAAGGAAGCCUGACCCCCCCACAGGCACGUCUUGACCCACCUGCCCCCUUUCCUUUCCCCAUGCCCGGAAAAGGAGGUUGCUAUUGGGAAGCCGGAGCCGACGGCCAGCACCCCUUUACUCCCUUUGCCUGGGGGGGCGGCUUGCACCUCCCUGAGCGUCACGAUGGCAGCUGCCCCCCCUUUCUCCCUUGGGGCCAGCCAGGAAAGAGAGGCGCAGACUCCCCCUUUCUCCUGCAUCCUGUCUCUCCCACCCUCUGGCCGGGGGCUGAUGUGAGCUUGGUUUAGCUUCCUCUGGCCGCCCCCCCCCUUUUCUCCUUGAUUCUCCCCCCUCUCCUCUCCUGAAUUGUAAGGGCUUCAUGCCCCCCUGGGGAUGAUGGAGGUGGUGGGGGACUUUGAAUACAGCAAGAAGGACCUGAUAGGACACGGAGCCUUUGCUGUGGUCUUCAAAGGUCGGCACCGCAAGAAAACGGAUUGGGAAGUGGCUAUUAAAAGCAUUAACAAGAAGAACUUGUCGAAGUCUCAGAUUCUGCUUGGGAAAGAGAUAAAAAUUUUAAAGGAACUUCAACAUGAGAACAUCGUCGCUCUCUAUGAUGUCCAGGAGAUGCCCAACUCCGUCUUUCUGGUAAUGGAGUAUUGCAAUGGUGGAGACUUGGCAGAUUACUUACAAGCAAAGGGAACCCUGAGCGAGGACACCAUCCGGGUGUUCCUCCAGCAGAUUGCCGCCGCCAUGCGCAUCCUCCACAGCAAAGGGAUCAUUCACAGGGACCUCAAGCCGCAGAAUAUCCUGUUGUCCUACACGAACCGCAGGAAGUCCAGCAUCAGCAGCAUCCGGGUCAAGAUAGCUGACUUUGGGUUUGCUCGGUAUCUCCAGAGCAAUAUGAUGGCCGCAACCCUCUGUGGGUCUCCUAUGUAUAUGGCUCCAGAAGUGAUCAUGUCACAGCACUAUGAUGCUAAAGCCGACCUGUGGAGUAUAGGAACGGUGAUCUAUCAGUGCCUGGUUGGGAAGCCACCUUUCCAGGCAAACAGCCCUCAAGAUCUAAGAAUGUUUUACGAAAAGAACAGGAAUCUGAUUCCUAGCAUUCCCAGGGAGACAUCAGCUUAUUUGGCUGACCUGUUGCUGGGCUUGCUGCAGAGAAACCAGAAAGACAGAAUGGACUUCGAUGCCUUCUUCGGCCACCCCUUCCUCGAUCAGGUUUCAACUGUCAAAAAAUCUUGCCCCGUGCCGGUGCCGACGUACACCGGCUCCGUUUCCGGUAGUUCCUGUAGUAGUUCUCCUUCAUGCCGGUUUGCUUCCCCCCCAUCUCUCCCAGAUAUGCAGCACAUCCAAGAAGACAACCUGUCUUCACCUCCCUUGGGGCCUCCAAACUAUCUUCAGGUCUCCAAAGAUUCUGCCAGCACCAGUAGCAAGAACUCCUCUUGUGACACAGACGACUUUGUCCUUGUCCCGCACAACAUCACCUCCGACCAAUCAUAUGAUAUGCCUCUGGCAGCUGCUGGCAGACGGGCCUCAAGUGAAUUCUUGAUGUGUGGAGGGCAGUGCCAGCCUUCGGUCUCCCCCCGCAGCGAGACGGCACCCAUCCCGGUUCCCACUCAGCUGCGCAACUACCAGCGCAUCGAGCAGAACUUGACCUCCGCUGCCAGCCCCGUCUCAAAUCCUCACGGGUCACCCAGAUCUGCUGUGGUCAGGCGGUCGAAUACCAGCCCCAUGGGCUUCUUGAAGACAGGCUCUUCUUCCCCAUCGCCGGCAGAUGCUGUGCAAGGCGUGGGACGCAGGCUGUCCACAGGCUCCUCGAGGCCGUAUUCCCCUUCACCAUUAGUUGGCACCAUACCUGAACAACUUGGGCACUGCUGUUGUGGGCAGCUGCAAGGGCAUGAAGCCAGGAGCCGGAACUCCUCAGGCUCCCCAGCUCCCCAGUCUCAGUCUCCACAGUCCCUCCUGCUCGGAGCCCGGCUGCAGAGCGCCCCGACCCUGACCGACAUUUACCAAAACAAGCAGAAGCUCCGGAAGCAGCACUCGGACCCCGUCUGCCCGUCGUACGCCGGCUGUGGCCAUUCUCCGCAGCCCGCCCGCCCCGUCAGCCUGGGGACGUCGCCCACCAAGCACAUGGGCUCCUCCCCCAGGAGCUCCGAUUGGCUCUUCAAAACUCCCCUGCCAACCAUCAUCGGCUCUCCCACAAAGGCAACUGCUCCGUUCAAGAUCCCGAAAACCCAGGCGUCUUCCAACUUAGUGGGCCUGGUCAGCCGCCAGGGGGCCGCAGCCGAUGCCCCACUGCAGCCGUUGAAGGACGUGAGCGAGAUGAGGGACUUCUCGCAUUUUCACUUGACCCAGGGAAGCGAGAGGCAUGCGGCGGAACAGUAUGGCAAGGCCCUCUUUGGCAGGUCUGUAAGUACGGGCAAGUUGUCAGAUCAGCAGGCAAAAACUGUUCUCGGGGGCCAGCUCUACCAGGGCAGCACAGACAGCCUUAAUACUGAACGGCCAAUGGAUACAGCUCCUCCAGGGGCCUGCGGCCUUGCAGCGGUGACUCCUUCCAUGGGAGCUGGGACGUGUUCAAGAGCCGUGAUGUUUACCGUGGGAUCCCCUCCGAACAGCUCCACUCCUCCGACCUGCACUCACAUGGUCCUCAGAGCCAGGACGACGUCAGUUGGUUCCAGCAGUUCUGGAGGGUCUCUCUGUUCAACCAGUGGCCGCAUCCACAUGGGCUCCCCACCUGGGGCAUACCUGGGCGCAUCUCCUCCCGGACCAGAGGCAGCUCCGUGCCUGAAGUACAUGCCUUAUAGCACUUCACCACCCAGCUUGGAGGGGUUUAUCACCUUCGAAGCCCCUGAGCUGCCAGAAGAAACUUUGAUGGAGAGAGAGCACACAGACACCCUGCGCCACCUGAACUUGAUGCUGACCUUCACCGAGUGCGUGCUGGACCUGACCGCCAUCCGGGGAGGGAAUCCAGAGCUGUGCUCCUCCGCGGUCUCUCUCUACCAGAUCCAGGAGAGCGUGGUCGUUGAUCAGAUCAGCCAGCUGAGCAAGGACUGGGGGCAAGUCGAACAGCUGGUGCUGUACAUGAAAGCAGCGCAGUUGCUGGCCUCCUCCUUGCACCUGGCGAAAGCUCAGAUCAAAUCGGCAAAGCUGAAUUUGUCCUCUGCCGUGAAGCAAGUGGUCAAAAACCUGAACGAAAGGUACAAGUUCUGCAUUGCCAUGUGCAAGAAGCUGACGGAAAAGCUGAACCGGUUCUUCUCAGACAAGCAGCGGUUCGUCGACGAAAUCAACAGUGUCACAGCGGAGAAGCUCAUCUACAGCUGUGCUGUGGAGAUGGUACAGGCCGCAGCCCUGGAUGAGAUGUUCCAGCGGACAGAAGAUAUCGCAUACCGAUACCAGAAAGCAGCCCUGCUGCUGGAAGGCCUAGCAAAGAUUUUGCAAGACCCGGCCGAUAUAGAAAACAUCAAUAAAUAUAAGUCUAGUAUUGAGCGAAGGCUCUCUGCACUUUGCUGCAAUGCAGUGGCCAUGUAUGAACAGUAAACACAUCAUCCAAGACCACUGGGGGACGUUUCACUUCAGCAAAAUGGUCAGCCUUGGUUCUGUUCAAAUGUUUUUUCAUUUCUGUGGUUGACUACCAAAGAAAAAUGCAGUUAAUUCAGAGGAGGGAAGAAAUUCAAAACGACUUCGUAAGAGACUCAUCUUAUGACUGGUCUGGCCCAAUCUCCCCUCUCUUUUGCCGAGCAGCCAGAUUUUAAAAGGCUCGUCGUCUUCGCAUGUUCCACAAAUCUUCCUUUGUGAACGUUCAGCUAGGCCUUUAUUUAUCUUCACAAGACGAAGAGACAGAGGGCCAUUUUCUUCUUCUUCUGCAAGGUUUCCUCUUUGAAAAGGAUCCCUUUUCUAGAACAAAACUUUGGAGCAGAGACAAGAAAAUGCCGACUUCAAACCUGUGUCGACAGGAAGAUUUGGGGGCUCGGCUCGAUUUGAAUUUGAGCGGGGGUCUCCUCAAUGCCACUUGAAAAAACCAUCGAGGAAAGGAGGAAAUGGCGCCUUCCUAAAAAGACGGGAGAGUUAUGGACCUGGGAAACUUCUUCUUGUAUGUUUUUGGUGUGGUCUGUUGAGAAACUCUGAAACUAAUUUUAGCAGUUACUGUGGAUAUACACCCUUGAUGUUUUCAUCUUGACUCGUCCCUUCCCUAACCCCGAAACAGUUUAUAUUGCACUAAUUUACUAAAGAAACUCAUCUGUUUGUGAGGAACUAUUAAUUUAAAUAAAAAAAGGCACAACUCGAGGGGGGGUGUAGUUUACUGUACAUUGAAAAUACACACAACAGCAGCAGCAAGAGAGAACCAAACCUUUCCCACUAUGACAACAUGUGGCAGCUUAGAAGGUUUUCAGAUGAAGCUGUCCAAAACGCCUUCUCAUGGACCUUCCUGCUUGAUACCAGUUUAGCUAAUAUUUCAGAAACUGUCACUCUGUGGACUCGCUCAGUCUCUUGCAGAAGUGGAUUGGGGGUGGGGCGUUUCUUAUCUCCCCCUAUCCAGGAUAAGGGUUCUGUUGCUUCCUUCUGUUGUCAGACCAAUUUCACACCUUCGUUUGGUUUGCUUUGUUCUGUGUUAGAAAGACAGUUUUGAAUCUUUGCUUACAGACUCUUAGAGGCCUGACGGUUAGGAAUUUAGACAUUGUGGUGUGGACUGUUUUUUUCCUUACCAAUAGCAAAGUGUCAAAAAAAAAAUCAGGGUAGGUUUCUUUACCGCAUACAAGGAGAUUGGAGAAAUUGCUCCUUGCUGGCUCAUUUUAGCUGUUUGUUUCUUCCGGCCAUCCCUUCAGAUGGAGUAGCAAUUCAUGAAGUCUUUCAGGCAACUUCGUUUCUCUGGAAAUUCUCUCUCUCUUAAUUUUGAGAGCUUUUUUCCCCCCCUUGCUUUUAAUUUAUCAUAACAACUGCUCAGACACUUGAAUACACACCAUUCUUCAGAAUGAAAUAAUUUUGUAUCUUUCUUUUUUUUUUUUUUUUUUGGCCAGCUAGACUUCCGCUGAAGAGGAGUUGCUGACAUCCAAACUCUGUCCGAUUUCAUAGACUGAUAAUAUCCCCCCCUUUCUUUUGCUUUGACAAGAGUAAUGUACUUUUUACCUUAUUUAUCUGUACAAGAAAUUCCAGCAAUUAAUUUGAAAGGUGUUUUUAUUUAUAUGUGUUUGUAUUUUGAGGUCUUUAACACAGUGUUUCUACUACCUCUCCUUUGUAACUGCAUGUGUUUGUUCAUGACCCAUAGUAUAAUAACUGAAAAGGGAAAAAAAAGAAAUCCUGUUGCAUAAUUUUUACAAUGGCCCUGUAUAAAUGUAUAUUAUGAGAAAAGAAUAAACAAACUGAUACUCUGAA
Molecule: messenger RNA, 6390 nt
Organism: Sphaerodactylus townsendi
Lineage: Eukaryota; Metazoa; Chordata; Lepidosauria; Squamata; Sphaerodactylidae
Gene: ULK2
Product: unc-51 like autophagy activating kinase 2
Exons: 27
Coding region: 1417-4557 (1046 amino acids)
Biological process (GO): autophagosome organization; axon extension; positive regulation of autophagy
Cellular component (GO): autophagosome; cytoplasm
Molecular function (GO): protein serine/threonine kinase activity; ATP binding
Source: RefSeq, a predicted model, not a curated record